This is a messenger RNA of Schistosoma curassoni, 1821 nucleotides long. NCBI's taxonomy places the organism in Eukaryota, Metazoa, Platyhelminthes, Trematoda, Strigeidida, Schistosomatidae. The record is from the annotation of a GenBank genome assembly.
AUGCCAAAAUUGGCUGAUCAAGUGGAUAUGUUUACAGUCCACCAAACCAGUACACUUAACAGUAACCGAUACAAUGAGCUUAAAAAGAUUUUCGCACUGGCACUACCUACCAUGAUUUCACAACUCUUACGCUUCACUAAUCCUUCAAUCAGUGUAAUGGCCUGUGGACAUUUAAGUCGAGAAGAAUUAGACGCUUCAUCGUUGGCUAACUGUAUAAUCAAUAUUUUUGGUUUAAGCAUUGAUACAGGAUUUUCAAGUGCAUGUGAUACACUUUUCUCUCAGGCAUAUGGAAGUCGCAAUCGUGAACUCAUAGGGACACUGGUUCAACGAGCUUUAUGCGUUGUAUGUCUAAUGUACAUGACAUUGGUGUGUAUACAUUUGAAUAUUGAAACAGUAUUAUUAUUACUUGGUCAAAAUCCUUUAACUGCAUCCCUUACAUCAGAAUAUAUUGCAUACUUUUUGCCUGGUCUUGGGUUUGAUUUUUUAUUUUUAACAUUUGCACGAUACUUACAAACACAAAAUAUUAUUCAACCAAUUGUAUAUUCAACAUUUACAGGAACAGUUUUUAAUAUGUUUGCACAGUAUUAUUUUAUUGUUCAUUUAAACUACGGGCUACGCGCUUCCGCUAUAUGCCUGUCCUUAUCGUUUGGUUGUAUGUUUCUUUGCGAAUUGGGAUAUAUAUUAGCUUCCAAAGUUUAUAAGGAAACAUGGAGUGGAUUCAAAUUAAAUUCUGCACUCAGUAAUUGGAGUAUAUUUUUCAAAUUGGGAAUUCCCGGUGUUUUAAUGGUGGCACUAGAGGAAUGGUGUUUUGAAAUGAUGACAUUAAUGGCUGGCACUCUUGGAAGCGUAACUCUGGGAGCUCAGGCAAUCGUGUUUCAGAUUCAGUCAAUAAUAUAUAUGGUUCCUCUUGGACUGUUUACAGCAGUAAAUAUUCGUGUUGGUCAAAGACUUGGUGCAUUUGAUCCAGUUGGUGCUCGUUAUGUAUACUUCACUGCGUUAACAGUCAUUUCUAUAGUUGCAUUAUUUACUGGUUUACCUGUUGUACUCUUACGACAUUACAUUCCUUAUAUGUUCACAUCGGAUGAAGAAGUUUGUUCAUUAGCCAGUCAGCUCUUACCAAUGCUUUUACUAUUCCAGUUUCUUGAAGGAUUUGCUGGUGUAUCAGAGGCUAUUUUACUAGCUUGUGGGCGUCAAAGUCUUGGAGCAAUUACAAUAUUUUUAGGUUAUUAUUGCACUGGAAUGCCAAUUGCUGCAAUACUAACUUAUCAGACAUCACUUGGAAUAUUAGGAUCAUGGAUAGGUUUAACCAUUGGUUUUGGAUUAACAACUAUGGUUUACACAAUACUUGCAUUGAGAACAGAUUGGACUAAACAAGUUAAACAAGCUAGAAACAAUGUUACAGAAAUAUCAUCUGUUUAUUCGACAAAUAAUAAUGAACAAUAUAAAUAUCACUGCUUAGAUAUAAAAAAUGAAAGUGCUGAUGCUUCCAAUCUAACAUUAUUUGAACAAUCUACUAUGAUCACAGAAAAUUUAUCACAAUAUCAUAAGAUGAAAUUUUCCAAAAACAUAAAAUGUAUAGAAUUAACUUCAAAUUAUUUAUGGUUUAAAUGUAUUAUAUUUUUUAUUUUUUUAAUACUACUUAUUAUAUCAUUGUAUAUACGUUUCUUCUAUUCUAUUCCAUUAUGGUAUACAUAUUGUAAUGAACAAGUGAAUUCAUUAGAUAAAUCAUCAUUUUGUAUACGUAUUAUGCCAAUAAAUAAUUAUUUAUUACAACCUAAUAAUAAUAUAACUCAUUUAUUAAUGGAUAAUAUGACAUUAUGA